AUGCAGCUUCAAAGAACAGGACACAGUAUACCCGGGAAGCUCGAAAGAAAAGUAAACCAUGAAAUCAAGAAAAAGAUUUACAUUUGCCCUGAACUUGGUUGUGUCCAUCACCAUCCGUCAAUGGCUCUUGGAGAUCUGACUGCAAUUAAGAAGCAUUUCUUUCGAAAACAUGGUGAAAAAAAAUUAUCUUGCCAUAAGUGCAAGAAGAAGUACGCAGUGCACGCUGACUGGAAGGCUCAUGAUAAGAUCUGUGGUCUGUGGAACCAAGAAUUACAAAUGGAUUCAUGGCUUCCCAGGCUACACAACACCAAGCAAAAUGUUUCGUGUUGGUUUCAAGGGCGGCGCUGCCACUUGAACUGCCCUCAGAAUGAACUGAAUCUCAACAUUACCAGUUCAUUUAGUGGUUUGAUGAUAAAUACUGGUGAUGAGGUUUCUGCGUGUAAUAUUCUAAAUAGUACCCCUGCUCCUCAGUUAUCGGCCACAGCUCUUCUACACGAGGCUUCCCUGACAGGAUGUGAUUCCAAUAAUGUAGCUCUUGUGAAGAGCAUGAGGAGCUCUUGGUCUGAUGGAAUGAAGGUUAAUACAUAUGGGGGAGCUUUGGGAGAUGGCAUGAAUGGUGGUGGCAUCACCUUUGGAGUAGAAACGUACAACAAUCUGAACAAGUCUUAA
Messenger RNA from Daucus carota subsp. sativus, 669 nucleotides. Its product is annotated as protein indeterminate-domain 12-like. The transcript is spliced from 2 exons. Bases 1 to 669 code for a protein of 222 amino acids. Gene Ontology annotation, cellular component: nucleus. Gene Ontology annotation, molecular function: DNA-binding transcription factor activity. The record is from RefSeq and is a predicted model, not a curated record. NCBI's taxonomy places the organism in Eukaryota, Viridiplantae, Streptophyta, Magnoliopsida, Apiales, Apiaceae.